Rhagoletis zephyria (snowberry fruit fly) is the source of this 921-nucleotide messenger RNA. RefSeq names its product synaptonemal complex protein 1-like. NCBI's taxonomy places the organism in Eukaryota, Metazoa, Arthropoda, Insecta, Diptera, Tephritidae. The record is from RefSeq and is a predicted model, not a curated record.
CGCAAUAAAAUGGUAUCAAAAUCAUACGCACUGCCGCCGCAAGAUAUCACACCAAUGAAUGAAAGAGGCAAAGUUUAUGUUAAAUCAGAAAAUGUGCAAAUCGCUUUGAAUUCCUUCAUAAAUGGUCAUCGAAGUAGUUUACACAAACUUAUGGAACAAAAUAAAAAACUUGCACAACAAAAUUCUAAUUUAAAUGCUCAUUUGAGUGAGCUAGAGGGAACCAUACUGGCGAAGAAUGAAAUAAUAACCGCCGGUGAAAAAGAAAUUGCCAAGUAUAAGGAAGAGCAAGCUCGGUUGAUGGAAAAUAAAAAUUUGCUACGCUCGGAAUUGAUGGCAUGCAAACAACGUCAUGCUGAGUUGAUGGCCAACAACGAAAAAGAAAGCAAUGAGCUACAGCAAAAGAUUGAUAAACUACAAAAAGGGUUUAAUGAGCGUGAUGACAAGGAGACAGACCUGAAAAAUGAGCUUGAUGUGAUUCGUCAAGAAUUGCAAGCCAAGCAAGAUGAAUGUGACAAAAGCAAUGAAGAGCUUUCGAACGUGAAAGCGGAAGUGAACAAUAGCAAGCAACAGCUCGCGGAACUUGAGAAUUCCAUCGUAAAUCUAAAGGAAGAACUAAAACAAAGAGACGAAACAAUUAUUGAAAUGCGUCAGGAACAGGUUGUUUAUAAAGCCGAAACGGAGAAAAACAUCAUUAGAAUGCAAGAAGUCCAGCGUAUUUUCUAUCCAAAUGCAGCCAAUGCCUUGCCGCAGCCACGUCAAAACGAUUUAAUGCGCUCAACGCUAGCCGCCAGCGUCAGCGUCAGCGUAAAGCCUCGUCCUCAAAGUAGAGUCGCAUUGAAGCGAAGCGCUUCCAUCACUUCGGUGUCCGAUUCGGAUGAUGCAGAUGAUACACUAUUGCGUGGAUGGCAGCCGCAGAGAAAU